UGCAACUUCAACCGAUCUCAACCACCGCCUCCGCCGUGGUUUGCUAAAAUGGGCCUAAACUCGAACAGAGUCGAGAAUUUCUCAGACACAGAAGCGCCGCCGCUGCCAAUGCAAAUGCCGCCGCGGGAGGUUCACAGAGUCUGCCCGCCGCCGCCAAGAACCACCUCGCAGAAGCUCCGCCACCGCCUCUCCGAGAUAUUCUUCCCUGACGAUCCGCUCCACAAGUUCAAGGAUCAGUCGUGGUUUCGGAAACUCAUUCUGGGGCUGCAAUUCUUCUUCCCAAUUUUCGAUUGGGCACCCAAUUACAGCCUCCAGCUCUUCAAAUCCGACGUCGUUUCCGGCGUCACCAUUGCCAGCCUCGCCAUUCCCCAGGGGAUAAGUUAUGCAAAGCUUGCAAAUCUGCCACCGAUUAUUGGUUUAUACUCUAGCUUCGUUCCGCCGUUGAUAUAUUCAGUUCUCGGGAGCUCCAGGCAUCUGGCGGUCGGCCCUGUGUCGAUAGCUUCCCUUGUGAUGGGAACAAUGCUCAGUGAAGUAGUUCCCUACAGCGACGAACCGGCCCUCUACCUUAAGCUGGCUUUCACAGCCACAUUCUUUGCAGGGGUGUUUCAAGCUUCUCUAGGCUUUCUCAGAUUGGGAUUUGUUAUUGAUUUUCUGUCGAAGGCGACUCUUGUUGGCUUCAUGGCCGGUGCAGCAGUGAUCGUCUCGUUGCAGCAGUUGAAAGGGCUGCUUGGGAUAGUCCAUUUCACUACCAAAAUGCAACUGGUUCCUGUGUUGUCUUCUGCCUUCCAUCAUACAGAUGAGUGGUCUUGGCAAACCAUUGUGAUGGGGGUCGCUUUUCUGGCGCUGUUGCUGAUAACAAGGCAGAUCAGCAUGAGACGGCCUAAACUCUUUUGGGUAUCAGCUGCUGCUCCAUUAGCAUCAGUGAUUCUGUCGACCAUACUAGUCGUCUGCUUCAAAUCCAAACUCCACGGGAUCAAGACAAUUGGGAAAUUGCCUAAGGGCCUGAAUCCACCUUCUUCAAACAUGCUGUAUUUUAGUGGCCCUCAUCUUGCUUUAGCAAUCAAAACCGGAAUCAUAACCGGAAUACUUUCUCUCACAGAAGGGAUUGCUGUUGGAAGGACAUUUGCCAGUCUCAAAAACUACCAAGUUGAUGGUAACAAAGAAAUGAUGGCCAUCGGCCUAAUGAACAUGGCUGGCUCUUGCUCGUCUUGCUACGUCACCACUGGAUCAUUUUCGCGAUCAGCUGUGAACUACAACGCUGGUGCACAGACUGUCGUCUCAAACAUAGUAAUGGCUGCAGCAGUGCUCGUGACGUUGCUGUUCCUCAUGCCGUUGUUCUACUACACCCCCAACCUCAUCCUGGCAGCCAUUAUCAUCACUGCUGUGGUCGGCCUGAUAGACUAUCAAGCAGCGUACAAACUGUGGAAAGUCGACAAACUUGACUUCUUGGCUUGCUUGUGUUCAUUCUUUGGCGUUCUGUUCAUCUCAGUGCCUCUCGGUCUCGCUAUAGCAGUUGGAGUUUCGGUUUUCAAGAUCUUGUUACACGUGACAAGGCCAAACACGGUUGUGCUCGGAAACAUGCCAAGAACUCAGAUAUAUCAGAAUCUCAAUCAAUACAGAGAGGCUGUUAGAGUUCCUUCAUUCUUGAUCAUGGCAGUUGAGGCACCAAUCUACUUUGCAAAUUCCACUUACUUACAAGAAAGGAUACUGCGAUGGAUACGAGAGGAGGAAGAGUGGCUGGCCGCAAACGACAGAAGCAACUUGAAAUGUGUCAUACUAGAUAUGACUGCUGUGACAGCAAUAGACACAAGUGGGAUUGACACAAUCAGUGAGCUGAGAAAGAUGCUAGAGAAGAGAUCACUCAAGUUUGUGCUGGUGAAUCCUGUGGGAAGUGUGAUGGAGAAACUGCAAGAAUCCAACACUUUGGAAUCCUUUGGAUUUGAUGGGCUGUAUGUGAGUGUUGGAGAAGCCGUGACCGACAUUUCGGCUGCGUGGAAAGCUCAGCCUUGAACAACAUCAGCAGUGGCUUCCAUAACCAUAUAUAAAUAUAUGAGUAGGAUUGAAGGAGUUCUUGGUUUCUUCAAGAGGAGUUGAAGCCAUAUAUAUAUCAAAUAUAAAUAUGUAUGCAAUGGCAAUGGCAACGUGCUCAAUAUACCUAACUAGUCCUGAGAAAUUUUGUAAUCUAAUUAUUUUCUCUUAUAUUAAUUGAUGAUUAGCUUUCUUUCUAGCUA
Messenger RNA from Salvia hispanica, 2231 nucleotides. RefSeq names its product putative sulfate transporter 3.4. Lineage: Eukaryota; Viridiplantae; Streptophyta; Magnoliopsida; Lamiales; Lamiaceae. Gene Ontology annotation, biological process: sulfate transmembrane transport. Gene Ontology annotation, cellular component: membrane. The record is from RefSeq and is a predicted model, not a curated record. Gene Ontology annotation, molecular function: secondary active sulfate transmembrane transporter activity.